AUGGCCGCGUCGCCCGCUGCGCCUCGACAACUGCUGUUCGCGCUCCUCCUCCUCUCCAGCACCUGCAGCCGCUCUGUUUUUGCCAUCGGCGCACCACACUGUGUCGACUUUCUCCAGCACUGCGCGUGGAACGCCAGCACGUCGUCGUGCGCGUUCAACCACUCGGUAUCUUUUACCUGUGGCCCGCGCCACGUAUCACUUUUGACAGGGAAUUCAGUCCACACCAACAGUACACCAACUAGCGUCCCAACAAGCCGCACGACUUCUGACGUAGCAGUCGAUGGCUUUACUUGCCAUUGGGACGUCGCUGGCUCGCUCACAGUAGCUCCCAACGUCACUGUUGCCGUCCAAGGCGACGACUGUCUGCUGCACAUUGGCGCUGGCCAAACGGUGUCCGUGGGCACCCACGCAGCGCUCCGUGCAUCGUCCAUGAGCAUCGAGGCCUCGUUCGUGCACUUGGAAGCACAGGCGCAGCUCGCAGCGUCGUACAGUGGCGUGUUCCGUGCUAAGUACGGACUGUUUACCGGUACGGACGUGUGGGGCGCGAGCUACGGCGGUGGUGGCGGCCAGCGCCUCAUUGCGAACGCGACGAUGUUGACGGAGCAGACGGUGCGCGGGUUCUUUGAUGUCCGCGGCCGGACGGUUCGUGUGGACCACUCUCAAGACGGGGUAAAAGCUCUGUUGCGGCAGAGCAGUGCAGGCUGGCAGCUCGCGGCGUUGUGGGCACAAGAAAAGGCGCUGCUGGCUGGUCCCAUUGCUGAGAAUGCUUCCGUUGAAACGUGUGACGAUGCGAGUGCGUGGAUGGCGCCGUUUCUUCUUGGGAGUGGAAGUCAAGCGAGGAUUGGGGCUGGAGAUGCAGUUACGGGUGAAAAUGAUACUGAAGAUGUUGUGUCAGUGAGUGGAGGAGGUCGCAUCCAAAUUCGGGCGUCGAAAGACGUGACCGUGAUGGAAGGCGCAACGAUUCGAGCAAAUGGAGCGUCUGCUGUUAAUGGUGUCAGUGGUGGCUCGGGAGGGUCGGUUUAUAUCUCGGCCACUGCACUUUCACUGAGCGGAACCGUCCAGGCGAAAGGAGGAGAUGCUUUUUGCACGGAGCACGCGGCAUAUCGUGGGAUAACUGAUUGUUUUCCUGCAGGCGGUGGAGGUCGUAUACAGAUUUCUUACAUGUCGGGUCAGCUGGACAUCAAAACAGUUGAUGCAACUGGAGGAACGCUUCGUUCGGACCAGGCGAAGAAUUUGUUAGCGAUGAGUAGCCGCUUUCGUCAUGUGCAGAUUGCAGCACUCGCUGGUGCAGCGGGUACAUACUACCAGGUGGUUCAGCAUUUAGACGGCGUGCACGAGGCCCACCUUCUUGUUGAUAACGGGAUGCAGCGUCUGUGGCCAAAUCGUGUGCAAGUCGAUGACGGAGAAGCGAUUGCGAUCGACGGCACGGAUGCAGUAAUUGGCGGUGCGGUCACGAGUUUAUAUAUCGACGAGGAUGCAGCAGAGAAAAUUGAUGCAUUGACAAUCAUGGAUGGUGCUGUUGUAGCCACGAGCUGCCUGAAGCUGCCUGGUGGAGAUUUCACGGUAUCCAAUGGAUCGUUUCUGUUAAGCCCACUUCUAAUGGGAUUGACGGAUCAACGGCUUGCAUCAGUCAGCAACCAAUCCAGUUUCGAGCCUCCUCUUCUACAUAUUCGAGUGCGAGACAUGGUCGUUUCCAGUGAUUCGCAUCUUAUCAUGCCUACUAGCGCAUUACUGCUGUCUGCUCGCUCUUUGUCAAUGGAUGCAACUACUGCUUUAGAGUUUGCAAGGAGCGCACGAAUUGUUGCAAGCGAAAGCAUUCACCUGGAUGCCAAUGUAUCGAGUGCACUUGAUCCAAUCGCAGCCGGAACUGCACCAGUGAGUAAACCGAAUGAGUUUCACGAAAAAGUGCUAGCUCUUGUGAGUGGAGGGGAUGUGGUACUGGGCGGAACGAUAGCUGUCGGAGCACUUUCUGUGUCAUCAGAGCAUUCCAUUUCAAUUAAUGGCUACGCGGAGGCGCUCAACAAUCCCAGCAUAAAGUCGACAUUCGGCUCUUGUGGAGAGCAACGAUGGCCGUCCCUUCGUUCAUUACGAGAGGAUGUAGUGAAGAACGAUACUCAAUAUGGAUCCGACCAGGUGUCUACGGCUCUGAGUAUCUUAUCUGCGUCACUGAUAGUAAGCAACUUUACGCUGGUUUUACAUGCAUUGGGCUCGAUUUUUGUAGGUGGUCCAGAAGUGAAAGAGCUGCAACUCAACGGACAACUUUCAGAAAGCGAUGAACUUUCUUUACAACACAUUGGCUUCGUGCGCGGAGGAGCCGUCUUGUUGUGUGCUACUGACUCCGUCGAGAUUUCUCAAGGGUCUAUUGUCUCAGCAGACGGAACGGGAGAACGAGCGAACCAGGGCCCGGGCAUGGGAUCGUGCGUUGGCUCCAUUGGCGGAGGGGCAGGAUACGGAGGCCACGGAGCUGAUUCGAGUGUAGUGACUACAACUGGUACUUAUGCAUCUGGUGGUCUGCCGUAUGGAACUCGGUCCGGUGCAGGUAUGCUAGGCUCGGGUGGCGGCUGUGUGGAUGGUGGAAAUGGUGGUGGUGUUGUUUUGUUGGGUGCAACAGGCCUGGUACUUAAUGGUGAAAUUCGCUGUAACGGUGAUGGUGGCGCAAACGGUGCAGGGGGUGGCUCCGGUGGAUUUUUGGGGCUUACUGUAGCACAAUUUUUGCGUGGUCACGGACAUAUUAGCGCUGUCGGUGGUGGGUCGGAAUGUACAGACACUGUCAGUAGUGUCGUGGGUGCCAUGAUACUAGAGGAACUAGAUUUGUAUGCUGGGACUAUUCAUUAUGACGCUGCUGUCGGCGAACAAGACGGUAUGGAAACCCCACCAGGUCCGACGGUUAUUGCCCACCUUUGCGGCGGUGGCGGUGGUGGUGGCCGUUUACAGCUGACAGGCUGUGAGCUUAGUACUUUUGAUCGGUGUACAAGGGAUUUCGAUGGUAACUACACAGUGGCGGGUGGGGCCACGUCGUACAAUCCUGUCAGUGGUGAUAGCGAUGCAACGGCAAUACCAGUUCCAUCCCCUGCAUCUACGGAAGCACCAAGUUCUCCAGUUCUAGCUGGCGCAAUCGGCUCAUUUUUUGGUUUUCCGUGUCCUCCUGGUUCCGGCGGGUUGUUCUGUCGAUUGUGCGCUGUAGGGAAAUAUAAGUCUGAAAGCAACAGUGCAAAAUGUGUAUUGUGCAGCAAUGCACCGUCCAACGCGCACUACGUUGGACGCGGCGCCACCAGCGCGCAGUGUGAUUGGGCAUGCGACCCUGGGUAUUCCGGUUACCACUGUGUAUCGCCUAUUCAACAGCUACUGGAUGCAUGUGGUGGUGAAAUUGGCUUUGCUCUUGUGCUGAUGGGCAUAGUGACCUUCUUUAUUUCUCUGGGAUACGCAUGCCGAAACCGCAAAGAGCCGUCGUACACUCGCAUGUACAAUAGUCGGGAUACCAAGGGUGAACGGCAGCAUUUACUGUCAUCGGCCGUAGCAAACUCACAGCGCAGCUGGUUUGUGUCAAUAUUUCGGUGUUUUUAUUGGCCACGAGUUGGCUACCCGAAGCUCAUGGAGCGUGAUCUACCAGAGCACAUGUCUCGUUUGUACUUGGCUGGGUACAAUGAUCCGGAUUCACCUCUAAAGCUCCGGACGACUGUACCGCCGUCCCUCAAAAAAGUUUUGUACGAUGUGGAGUUUAAAAACUUAGCCGACCGCAUUAACCGUGUUUUGGCUUGGCAACGUGGUCCUUUCUCCAGCUGGGGGGAGGUUGUCUACUUUCUAGUGGCGUUAAUAUGCUACCCAUUCGCAUCAGAGGUGAAACUUUUUCGACGACACGUUCGUGUGAACGAGCUCAAGCGAAUUGUUGCAAAGUAUAAUCACGCUUGUAUGAAAGGACCUCGAGCUCGGGGUCUACUCAAUGCCGUAAAGCUCGGCUAUUGUGCUGAUUACUCCCUUGUUUAUAUUGAGUUGCUGUACAAGGAAAGUUCGCAGUCCGUGUGUGUACCCACGACAAAGAUUGGCAAGCCAUCGCUGCCGCUCGUGCUACUAUUUGCCGGUUGUGGAACAUAUUUCUCGCCAUUCUACUUGGAUCCAAACGAUUUGCUGGUACGAUCGAUUCCACAGUGUCCCGAACUAACAGCUUUUAUUGAUGAACCAUGGAUUGAGUUCGUUGCUGAGCUAAACGAACUGCUGCGCGUCGUGCAGCGCGAUGAGGUUUCACUUGUGGAGUCACUUCUGCCGGUUGCAGUUUAUUUGGAAAAGCAACGCGCUCUAUCUGCAUUGGGGAGCAACUCAAGCAAGCUCGGGGGAUUGCGCUUGUAUCUUGGUAGAUUCUACGUGCGAGAUGAGCUAAAUAUGGGGGAGGAGUUCAAGCUUGGUCUCUUCCUUUCGACAGCAGAAGACUCAUGCGACAACGUUAGCAACAAUCGCAACCCCCAGCAAUUGUCAUCGAUCUCUAGUCGGCAAAAUUAUAGCAGUCAUUGCUUGAAAGAUUCCGAUUGCUACAAUAUCAAUGAUGUGUACGGUUAUGGGCGAGGGGACUCACUUGAUUAUCCCGGACCUCACCGUAAAGACAGCUUUGGUAACGACGGCGUGCGUUACGAUAUAGAUGGGCCUAGCACUGCCAUAAGCAGCAGCGAUUUGUCACAAGUGAGCAGCCGCAAUUCCACUGCUCCUGGAAGCGGUAGCGCUCCAGUCCAAAAUCACGUGAGUAGCAUUCGAGAAGAGGCACUACGGAUACGAUCUUCUGGCUCACCUAUAGAUGGAUUGGCCUGUAGUGGACAUUCUGGGCGAAACGGAAAUCCAGAGGAAGCGUUGGUGGGACCGGUCUCUGCAAAGAAGAGGAGUGCAAACAACGCGUCACAUCGCACUUAUUACGAAGGCUGGCUAGGACCUGUUGAUGGUUCGCUGCCUGUGCCCGGUGUGCUGAUAUGCGCUGCCGAGCUGCGUGAACGUCUCGCUGCUCGGGCGCCACGUCAAGUUGUGAUAUCGUUUCUUCACCACCAUCUGCUUCCUCGAAACUUGCCUCGUAGCAGUUCUCUCAACCUGUCGUGGAUGCUAAGUAUUUCAUUGCUCACGCUCCUCAUGGUUGACCUGGCAAUUACCUUUGCCAUAUUAGUCAACUUGAAAUGUGUCACCGACGGUGAAAUCGAUCACGACUGCAGUGCCUCUAUCAUGAUCCCAGUGCUUUUAAUUCCACCUUUCGCACUCGUCUUGUCGCCCGUCAUGGGCAUUGUAUCACUUGCGCUUUCGUCUUCGACGUUUACACGUCGAUUUUCGGUCUGGAACGCACUUUCAAUGGUCAGUGUCGGGAUAGCCAUUUUCGCUUGCAUCGCGCAGUCGAGCCGGCUCGUUGCGCCAUGGUUUGCAGGUCCACUUCCUUUGCUGCCGUUGAUUGCCAUGAGUGUCAAGGCCGGUCAAGCUUACCUGGUAGAGUGCUACAUCGCUUUUCAAGAAACCCAACGUCGACGUCGCGGCUGGCGUGGCAUUAUGAAGCGCCGGCUCUCGGACGCCAGCGUCCCCGCCGAGUCACCCUAG
This is a messenger RNA of Peronospora matthiolae, 5559 nucleotides long. The record is from the annotation of a GenBank genome assembly. NCBI's taxonomy places the organism in Eukaryota, Oomycota, Peronosporomycetes, Peronosporales, Peronosporaceae.